AAAGGGAAACGUGUGAGGGAAGUUAAUCCUGAGCCGUCGUCACUCUUAGCAGAAAACUAAAGGGAAACGUGUGAGGGUAGUUAAUCCUGAUCCGUCGUCACUCUCACACUCACAAGCUACUGUGGCACCGGAACGACGUCGUCUUUGUCUCCAUCUGCGGAGAUGGAACAGACGUUGCUGGAGGCAGUGGAGAACGCCAUUGGGUACAGAUUCAGAAAUAAGAAGCUUCUAGAAGACGCCCUCACCCACUCCUCCUUCGCCAACGCCAUCUCCUACGAGCGCCUCGAGUUCAUGGGCGACGCCGUUUUGGGCCUCGCCAUCAGCAAUCACCUCUUCCUCGCUUACCCCACUCUCGACCCCGGCGACCUCUCCCUCCUCCGCGCCGCCAACGUCAGCACCGAAAAACUCGCCCGCGUUGCCAUCCGCUACGGCCUCCACCGCUUCGUCCGCCACAACGCCCCUCCCCUCAUCCUCAAGGUCAAAGACUUCGUCAACGUCGUCUCCCAAGAGAACCACCUCGUCGCCUACGGUGGUUUGGUCAAAGCCCCCAAGGUUCUCGCCGACAUUGUCGAGUCCGUCGCCGCCGCCGUUUACAUCGACGUUAACUUCGACCUUCAAAAACUCUGGGUGAUAUUUAGGGCUCUCUUGGAACCGAUGGUGACCCCGGAUGAUUUGGAGCAACAGCCUCAACCGGUGACGAUGCUCUAUGAGAUUUGCCAGAAGAAGGGGAAACAUGUUGACAUAAAGCAUUGGAGGAACGGUGCCAAAAGCAUUGCUAGUGUCUAUGUUGAUGGAAAGUUUGUGGCCUCUGCUUCCUCCGAUCAGAAGGACAUUGCAAAGCUUGAUGCUGCUAAAAUUGCUUUGCAUAAGCUAGCAGAAUUGCUUCCUGUCAGUAAUUUCAUGUUAGAUUUUUGUGCUGGCGAUGAUGGUUCCUUCGUGUUUGGAGCUGCCAAACACAAGCUACACGAGCUCUGUGGGAUGAAAAAAUGGUCCAAACCAGUGUAUAACAUCGAGAAGGAUUCAGGUCCCUCUCAUGAAAAGAAAUUUGUGUGCUCUGUUCAAAUAGCAACUGCAGAUGGUAUACUUAAAAUGUCAGGGGAUGAAAAAUCUCGGGUGAAGGAGGCAGAGAACUCUGCAGCUUCCUUCAUGAUUCGGGCCUUACAGGAAUGUAAUAAUCUGUGAGAUUGGUGUUGUAAUCAAUAAUUGUUUAGGUUGUCUCUCAUCUCUUGUUGUAGUUUUAAUACAGGAUUGUUCACCAUCAUAAUGAAUACUUCAUAUUCUUUGACAAUAUAACAUGAUGGGGAGCGAUUAUUGAGUAAUUUGUUUGUUGUUUCAUAUGGCAAUUUAUCCGUAGCUGCAGUGAACUUUCUAAUGGAUCAGUGAUAACUUGUAAUUUGGGAGUUUAGACGAGUAUAUAUGAUGUCUUGCCCAUCAGUGUGAUAGUCAAUGCGAAGUAAUUCUUAAUUUUCU
This is a messenger RNA of Abrus precatorius (Indian licorice), 1470 nucleotides long. Its product is annotated as ribonuclease 3-like protein 2. NCBI's taxonomy places the organism in Eukaryota, Viridiplantae, Streptophyta, Magnoliopsida, Fabales, Fabaceae. The transcript is spliced from 3 exons. Gene Ontology annotation, biological process: siRNA processing; rRNA processing. The coding region runs from base 163 to 1182 and encodes 339 amino acids. Gene Ontology annotation, molecular function: RNA binding; ribonuclease III activity. The record is from RefSeq and is a predicted model, not a curated record. Gene Ontology annotation, cellular component: cytoplasm; nucleus.